Molecule: messenger RNA, 1491 nt
Organism: Juglans regia (Persian walnut)
Lineage: Eukaryota; Viridiplantae; Streptophyta; Magnoliopsida; Fagales; Juglandaceae
Product: UDP-glycosyltransferase 87A1-like
Exons: 2
Coding region: 169-882 (237 amino acids)
Source: RefSeq, a predicted model, not a curated record
CAGUGCCGUUUCCCGUCUUGUUCCGGACUUGCUGCCUGCCAUUGCCCGGAGCUUGCGUCGACCGUGAAGAUCAGCUGCCAGAAAUGGAUCCUACCAAAAAGAGCUCAUCCGCCGUCUGCCACGUGGUGGCGAUGCCAUAUCAACCCCGCUCGAGGCCAUAUCAACCCCAUGAUGAACCUUUGCAAGCAACUGGUUUUGAAAAGCCCAUCCAUCCUCGUCACCUUCGUCGUCACCGAGGAGUGGCUCGGCUUCAUCGGCGAAGAACCUAAGCCGGCUACCAUACGCUACGCCACGAUACCCAACGUCAUACCCUCCGACCAUGAUCGUGCUAAAGAUUUUUCCCGCUUCUUUCAGGCCAUCAAUACAAAGAUGGAAGCGCCCUUUGAGGAGCUGCUGGACCGGCUUGAGCAUCCGGUGAGUGCCAUAGUGGCCGAUACUUAUAUGACUUGGGUCGUCAGACUGGGGAACCGGAGGAAUAUUCCGGUGGCGUCAUUAAUCACCAUGUCCGCGACGGUGUUCUCGGUGCUUCACCAUUUCGAGCUCCUAGUGCGGAACGGCCAUUUCCCGGCUGAACUGUCAGGUGAGAUGCUUUCAAAACCUCUUUCUCUAUCAAAUUUUGCCCUGCCAGCGUGCCUUGUGGUCCUGUGGAUUAGAGAAUGGACCAGACACCGCGCGUGUCCAACUAUUCAGGUUCCAGAAGGCAUAUUGCAGCAAUUCAUAGGAGCAAAGCCACCUUCUUUGAUUGUGAUCUGGAUCUUACACCUAGUGGAGACGAUCGUCCAUAAGAGAAUGUGGCAUAUGCUAGUGCUAUUGCUCCUACACCGGUGGGUACUUCCACCCUUAGAGAUGCUACAUUUUGUGCAAGUAGUCAACUCCCAAUAGAUAUAAAGGAUGGGGAUAUGUUCAACGAAGAGGAGGAUAUGCCCAUUGAGCACGAUCGACCACCACGGCCUUCUAAAAAAAGGUCAUGUACAUGGGAGCAUUUCACUAAAAUUCCUGGUGAUUGUGCGAACCUAUAAGCAAGAUGUCACCACUGUGGGUAACUUCGUGGUUGCCAUUCGAAGAAGCAAGGCACCAGUGUGUUAAUAGCACAUCUAAAUGGUUGCCAAAGAUAUAAGAUCGCGAAGGGAUUGGACGUCACUUAUCAAACCAAGCUCAGUUACAAAACUUCUACAACCACUGUUGGUACACAGGUUAAGAAAUUGGUCAUCCCUCAAUACAGUGAGAAUAUUUUGGGGGACAUGUUUGCAGAGAUGAUAAUUACUGAUGAGAUGCCAUUUAUCACAGUCGACAAAGAGGCUUCCGAAAGUUAGCCACAAUUUCUCAUUCUAUCACGGUAUACGGUGAUGCGAGAUUGUAUGAAAAGACAAUGGAAAUAGAAGGUAGAGAUAAAGAAGAUGUUUAUUAUCACUAACCAGAGAGUGUCAUUUAUGACUGACACAUGGAUGUCCAUACAGAAUGUCUACUAUAUGGAUAUUACAGCACACUACA